Molecule: messenger RNA, 1224 nt
Organism: Talaromyces rugulosus
Lineage: Eukaryota; Fungi; Ascomycota; Eurotiomycetes; Eurotiales; Trichocomaceae
Exons: 8
Coding region: 1-1224 (407 amino acids)
Source: RefSeq, a predicted model, not a curated record
AUGCGGCUUCACCCUCUCUUAACCUGCAUCACAAUCUUUUUGUCGGUCUUGACACACGCUCAGGCGCAGUCUCUUCCAUCAUGCGCCCUAAAAUGCCUCUCCGAUACACUCCCCCAAUCAAUCUGUGCACCGACCAACCAAACUUGCAUCUGUACAAGCACCGAUUUUAACGCGAAGAUGUCUAGUUGCGUGGCGGCAAAUUGCAGCGUCAAGGACGGUCUCACUACGGUCAAUACCACAAAUACAGAAUGCGGGCUUCCGGUGCGAGAUCACACUGCGCUCAGUAUCAUAGUUCCAAGCGUUGGCUUCGUCGUCGUUGUGUUUAUUGUUUUAAGGUUAUUCACACGCCUGGUGGUCACGAAAUUAGAGCUGGGAUGGGAUGACUGGACAACAAUUCUUCUCGGGUGUGUCAUGGUGGCAACUAACGUCGGUUCUAUCUUGCUCGGGAAAGCUGGCCUGGGAAAGGAUAUCUGGACACUCGAAUUCCAGAAUAUCCAGAGAAUUCUCUACGUUUUUUAUGUCCAAGAGCUCCUCUACGUCAUCUGUAUUGUUCUCACCAAAAUCUGCUUCCUCCUAUUCUAUGUCCGCAUCUUCCCUUCCGUCACGAUGCGUUGGGUUAUAAGAGCCUCUGGCGUUCUGACACUUUGCUACGGCAUUGCUUUUCUCUUUGCUUUUUCUUUUCAAUGCUCCCCGGUCAGUUUCAAUUGGGAGAGUUGGGAUGGAGAGCAUGAAGGAACAUGCGUGGAGAAGAAUACAUUGGUCGUGGCUGCUGGGGCGCUCAACGUCGUACUUGAUGCGUGGGUUAUAGCCCUGCCGAUCCCUUCGCUGCUGAACCUCCAGGCUUCAUUGACCUUGAGAUUACAAAUUAUUGCCAUGUUCUCCGUGGGCUUUCUGGUCACCGGCGUAAGCAUUUACCGCAUAGUAAUGCUUAAGAUAUUUGCUACAAGCACCAAUCCAACAUGGGACAACGCCGCCGGUGGCUACUGGUCCAUUGUUGAAGUGGAUGUUGGAGUUUUUAUACUGUGCAUGCCCGCCCUGCGGUCAUUGCUUGGCCGUCUCCUUCCGAGUGUUUUUGGUUCAACGAAAGGGUUGAGCAGUGCCGGCCGACCACCCAAACAAAAUAAAUUCAAAGGGGCAUCUGGUAACCACGUAAACACAAGCUUUGUACAGCUUAUCGAAAUGGACAACGCAAAGGGUCCGAAAAGUGCUAGUGAAAGUUGCUGA